GAACUGGGGAUGGAAAGGGCUUCUUUGUUCUGUCUUCUCCAGAACGUUACAAGUCUAAGAGCUCAGGACAAGAGCAGCAGAAAUACAUGCAACAUGGUGACUGGAACCCUAAGGACCUUGCAAUAUGAAUAAUUCUUUGGAGAACACCAUUUCCUUCGAAGAAUACAUCCGUGUGAAAGCGCGAACAAUCCCCCAGCACAGGAUGAAGGAGUUCCUGGACUCCCUUGCUUCCAAGGGGCCUGAAGCUCUGCAGGAGUUUCAGCAGACAGCUACGACCACCAUGGUGUAUCAGCAAGGUGGCAACUGCAUUUACACAGACAGCACAGAGGUGGCCGGGUCUUUGCUUGAACUUGCAUGUCCUGUGACAACCAGUGUCCAGCAGCAAACUCAGCAAGAGCAGCAGAUACAGGUCCAGCAACCACAGCAAGUCCAGGUUCAGGUCCAGGUCCAGCAGUCGCCGCAGCAGGUCUCCGCCCAGCAGCUCUCUCCCCAGCUCGCUGUUCAUCAGGCUUCAGAGCAGCCGAUACAGGUGCAGGUGCAGAUCCAGGGCCAGGCGCAGCAGCAGGCGUCCCAGACAAUACAGAGUCAAUCUCUGCAGAGCCCCAGCCCGUCUCAGCUGCAGGCAGCUCAAAUCCAAGUGCAGCACGUGCAGACUGCCCAGCAGAUCCAGGCUGCGGAGAUCCCGGAGGAACACAUACAGCACCAGCAGAUCCAGGCCCAGCUCGUGGCAGGACAAGCCAUUACUGGUGGCCAGCAGAUCCAGAUCCAGACCGUUGGGGCCCUCUCGCCUCCACCUUCCCAGCAAGGCUCUCCGCGAGAGGGAGAGCGGCGGAUCAGCACUGCUAGUGUCCUUCAGCCGGUGAAGAAACGCAAAGUGGAUAUGCCUAUUACUGUUUCCUAUGCUAUUUCAGGGCAGCCCGUUGCCACAGUGCUGGCCAUUCCUCAGGGCCAGCAGCAAAGUUAUGUCUCUUUAAGGCCAGACUUACUAACAGUGGACAGUGCCCACCUGUACAGUGCCACUGGGACCAUUACUAGCCCCACUGGAGAGACUUGGACCAUCCCCGUUUACUCUGCUCAACCACGCGGUGACCUUCAGCAGCAAAACAUCACCCACAUCGCCAUCCCUCAGGAGGCCUACAACGCCGUCCACGUCAGCGGCUCGCCAACGACGCUGGCGACCGUGAAGCUGGAAGACGACAAGGAUAAGAUGGUGGGAAGUACUUCCGUCGUGAAGAACUCGCAUGAGGAGGUGGUGCAGACUCUUGCUAACUCGCUCUUUCCAGCGCAGUUUAUGAAUGGCAACAUCCACAUUCCAGUGGCGGUGCAGGCGGUGGCAGGGACAUACCAGAACACGGCACAGACAGUGCACAUAUGGGACCCGCAGCAGCAGCAGCAGCAGCCCACGCCCCAGGAGCAGGGACAGCAGCAGCAGCAGUUGCAAGUCACUUGCUCGGCUCAAACAGUUCAGGUUGCUGAAGUUGAACCACAGCCACAGCCGCAGACUUCACCGGAGCUUCUACUUCCAAACUCUCUGAAGCCAGAAGAAGGGCUUGAAGUUUGGAAAAGCUGGGCGCAGACCAAGAAUGCAGAGCUGGAAAAGGAAGCCCAAAACAGGCUAGCACCUAUUGGAAGGCGUCAGCUGCUGAGGUUCCAGGAAGAUCUCAUCUCUUCAGCUGUAGCUGAGCUGAAUUAUGGUCUCUGCUUAAUGACACGGGAAGCUCGCAAUGGUGAUGGUGAACCUUAUGAUCCAGAUGUCCUCUACUAUAUCUUCUUGUGUAUUCAGAAGUAUCUCUUUGAAAAUGGUCGAGUAGAUGACAUCUUCUCAGAUCUUUACUAUAUUCGGUUCACUGAGUGGUUGCAUGAAGUUCUUAAGGACGUACAGCCUCGUGUUUCUCCUCUUGGUUACGUCCUCUCCAGUCACGUAACAGAAGAGAUGCUGUGGGAGUGUAAGCAGCUAGGAGCUCACUCUCCCUCCACCUUGCUCACUACACUGAUGUUUUUCAAUACAAAAUACUUCCUAUUGAAAACAGUAGACCAGCAUAUGAAGUUGGCCUUCUCUAAGGUGUUGAGGCAGACCAAGAAGAACCCUUCUAAUCCCAAGGAUAAAAGCACGAGUAUCCGCUAUCUGAAGGCUCCUGGCAUACACCAGACAGGCCAGAAAGUUACAGAUGACAUGUAUGCCGAGCAGACUGAGAAUCCGGAGAACCCCCUGAGAUGCCCGAUAAAGCUGUAUGACUUCUACCUCUUCAAAUGCCCCCAGAGUGUGAAAGGCCGGAAUGACACGUUUUACUUGACUCCGGAGCCAGUGGUGGCCCCCAACAGCCCCAUCUGGUAUUCCAUCCAGCCGAUCAGCAGAGAGCAGAUGGAGCAGAUGCUCACCCGGAUCCUGGUGAUACGAGAGAUUCAGGAAGCUCUUGCCGUGGCUAAUGCCAGCACCAUGCACUAAGGCAUCCUUCUUGGCUCAGAAGGGGUGGGAUGGGGUGACGGGGAGGGACAAGCAAAGAUAAAUUGUACAGACUUUUACACUAAAGGAGAUGCCUAAGUUUUUGGUUUUUUAUUGGUGUAGUUAUGAAGCCCUUUUAGGCUUCUUCUCUUUAAAAGAAUCUAAAGGAAAACCUACCCAUUGUGUAUCCUACCCAACACACCAAACUGUUGGAACCAUUGGAGGCUGCAUAUCCCCUGCAAGCUGGGAGCUGUGGAAGGCUGCUGGUUGACUCUGGUUUUUUUUUUUUCAUGAUGUAGAAAACAUGAACUACAGGAUUGGCCUGGAUGGCUGGGGCCUCUGUCUCCUCGGAGCCUGUGCAGCCUAGAGGGCACAGAAUGAUGGAUGGACCUGCCCAGCCAGUGGAGGAGAGGCAGGCAUAUCUUUUCUUGUGCUCGGACAUUAAUUUGCUGUUAUCUUGGAAGGAAGAGGAAAGAGUGAACUGCAAUUGUGAUUUAUAAGAGAAAAAAAAAAACAAAAAAAAAAGCCCAAUGAUUUCUAUUCAGACCUUUAAGUGACAUUUUUAGAUGUUAAAGUACAAACUUUACCACACUUUUUUUUUUUUUUUUUUUGGCCUGACAUUGAGGCCUUAAACCUUGAGGCUCCUGUGCCUGAUGGAAUUCUUGUAACAUACACUUGUGUAUCAUAUAAAGAUACCACCCUGUUUCUCUUAUGUAUUCUUACUCUAGUUGUUUAUUAAGAAUGACGAGCACGUCUUUUCAACAUGCCAUUGAACAAUGUGUCUUUAUUUGGGGAAGAGUGAGCUGUGAGGGUGGGGGGGGGGGCAUUAUACCAAGAUCAGAAUGCAAAAUCUGGUUGUUUUCAUCCCUGUUUGUGCUUUCCAGCUUGAGUCCACUGGACUUUUCACCCUGCAAAUUAGGAAGGUAGAAGGGGAUUAACUUCUCUUGACGGACCUGGACGUCUGCUUGCUGAUGGAAGCUUAGUGUCAGGCUAGGAAUGUGGAAUCUGCGGCACCGGCUCAGGCCCUCGGUCUGUCCUGGUGUUCUGUGGCCAGCGUGUGAGACUUCACUCCUAGGUAAAUCCUCCUCUCCCCGUUCUGCAGGUGCACCGCACUAGCUGCGUGCAGGAGGGGUGCUAGAGGAAAAGGCCUGCCAGGAGCAGCACGUGGCUCCCUCCUGCCAUGUAAGAGCUUUCUCACCGUUUGAAACACAGCUACGUAGCUUCGGGCAUUGUUCAUGAUCAUACACCCCACCCCUUACAGCCUCGCUGCAUCUUGAACGGUUGCUGUAUUUUAUAUCAUUAACAAAUAGUCUGCUCUUUUGAGGCCAGCAGGUAGCCAGUUGUGCUUGAAAUGGGAGGUCACUAGCCAGGCUUAUUGUUUGUGCCACCAGCCUCUUGGAUGUGGAGAGGUGACUCUGCUUCUUGAACUUGUCUUCCCUGCUUAUCCAUCUCCUAUAUCCCUCCCCUAUUCCAAAAAAUAAAUAUAUAUAUAUAUAAAUAUAUACUACAGUAAAAACUUGUGUACAGGCAAGCAACUUUUCUGAAGCUUCUGUUGACCAGCACCUGUGUGUCUCGUGAAGGAAGGUCUGCCCUCCCUGGUUGCUGUGUGUAAAUCUCUACAUAGGUUAGGCUAGACCUUGACUCUGGGAGUAGCCAUAAAGCUGCCAGCCUCUGCUCUUAAUCCGUGUGGAAGAGCCAGGGCCUGGAGAGGCUUCAGGCUUGCGGGGCUUCGUGUUGACACUGGUGUUUGUGAGAAAGCUGGUGUGUAAGUUGGUUGUGAAGAGGAGCAGUUUUAUCCCUGCCUAGGGCUGUGCUCAAAUACAUGCGCAAAGGGAAGGGAGCAACUAGCUUCCCGGUACCUCCACUCUAAAGCAAACUUGGAGCUUCGUCUCCCACCUCAGUUAUGGGAGGAGGAAAUAGGAAAUGGUACCCACGUCCCAGUGGGUAUGUUAGGAGGACAGGGCGCAGUGCUGUGCAAUGCUGGCAACGUAGCCUCCCCUUCAGGUCAGCUGCGAGGAGCCAUCGCUCACCGCCGGGUAGGGCGACGUCAGGAGCAGUAGUACUUCUAAAGCUGCAAAAAUUCUGUAAUCCUUUCCCCAUAUUUUAGUGGCUGAAACGUCCAUCUCUGGCCCUAACUUAAAUAUUGAGGGCACGGUUAGGAGCCAGCUCCCGCUGUCUCUUGUUGCUCAGGAUGCCAAGCGGGCCUGCACAGAGCAGCCUUCCCGUUCUUUGAGCAGUUUGUCCUGUCUUCUGAACAGAGAUGUGACAGUGAGAGAGCAACUGCAGACUAAGCACCUGUGCCCACGUCCCCGUGUGCUCCGCAGUUCUGCAUGCGGAGCUGGGUCCCGCUGAGCUCAGUCCAGCUCCUCUGGUAACACAGCAGGGUUUAAACCCGUCUGCCAGGUACCAAGGGUGCAAUUCGCUUCCUUAGGUGGCCGUGGUAGUCGCCUAUUGUGCUUGAACGUGGCCAGAACAUCAGGGCAGUUUGGGGUUAGGGCUGAGUGGGUGAUGAUGGCAGAGCUGUCUGGGAAAACAAAAAUGCAUUGUGCAAAAAAUGGCUAGAAAAUAGAGCUUGAGCUGUCCCCUUACUCCUUAUAGCAGUGAAAUGAUCUACAGUGUUAGAAGGGGAAGCCUGCUGCUUCACCUGGAGGAGCAGAGCUUGUAAGAGCAGGGGAGCUGGACACGCAGCGAGCUGCAGAGGUCUCUGAAUGGCUGGCGGUGUCCUGACGAACUGAAAUGUUUCCAUUGCGUUCUCGUUCUUCUGUGAUCUAUAGGAGAUGAAUUCCUCGACUUGGAAGUGGACUGGGGUACUGUUUUGUACUGUCUCAUCAAGAUGUCCACAGUUAGUUUCAUUCCCUAUUUUUAGAGACAAUCGAUAUACUGUGACUUAAGGAUUUUUCUUUUCUGGACAUGGCUUCUAGUCUGGCUCUCUGGAGCUAACUGAAAAGGUACAGUAUUUCUAGAAUAUAAAUACUAUGUUCUUUGAUAGUGAAGAACAUGAUCUAUUCCCUUUUAGGGACUCAUAGGAAGACGUGCACAGAGUAGCACAGAAGAGUGCUGUGGCUUAGGGUUGCUGUCCAAGCGCUGGGAAGCGUUCCCAGUCAAACAUGUAAAAUAGCUUUUUAACACUUUCCUAUAACCAGCUUGUUUGACUGCUGCUUAAAGGGCGUCCCACCUCGGCCCCACGAGUGCCAAAUCGCUAGCUGCUGUAUGCGUGUAUAUACCGAACAAGAACUCUCCGUGCCCCUUGCGAUGUAUGAGACAGAGGCUGGAAACGCAUCAGUCUCAAAAGUAAAGCUGAGAAGAGGCAAACUAGAGACCCUGCAUUGUUGGUUGUGAACUGUGCCCAUCUUGUCUCCGUGGUAUGAAAGGAGCUGUGGAAGGCGGACUGUGACUGACUAUUGUAAAGCGUCUCCCAUCCUGACCUUAGACUCGCGCAUUGUCCCGUCUCCAGACAUCCACAGCCGUUCUUUCCUGCGGGAACCCGUAGCCUCUUGCACCCUUGUCUGCGGCACCAUUAGAUUUUGUCACUUACUUUUGACGGUUUGAGCAUUUUCUUUAAGUGGUGAUGGCUGAAGCAGGAGAGCAGGCGAGAGAGGGAUGCCCUUCCCUCCUGUCCAGAGCAGCGAGUGAAGGGAACAGCCUCUAUGUGACUUAACAGGGCUGCCCUCCGUUGGCUGCUUCACCCUAGAGACCUCCUGGGUUUUAGAUAGGAGACUAGGCCUGAAGUAGUUCCCACACUGUUUGGCUUUGGAGCAGUGGGAUAAAUCCCUAAACGGGAUCCCUUCUACACUGUGGCUCCUUGGGCAGGAAGUGAGGCAGUCGUGUCCUCAGCUGUAUGGAGGCGACCGUCUGCCUUGGUGUGUUUGGAAUGGAUUAGGCCAUCAAUGCAGCGACAAGAACAGCCCCAGAGUGGUAGAAAAGAGCCCUCUGAGCAUCUGUUGGGGUGGAAGGCUUCCUCAUACUGUUCUUUCUCAUCCUCUCCCUCUUCUGGCUGAGUGCUGCUAGGCACCAACUGGCUCUGCACUAACCAAACCGCGCUCUCAUCCAAGUUUCAUGGUGACUGACUUGCAAUUAGUGUUUGGACUCUUAAACCACUGUUAAAAUGGGAUAUAAACCGUCUUCCACCCUAUAUGGGGCUUUUC
Messenger RNA from Nothoprocta perdicaria, 6588 nucleotides. RefSeq names its product glutamine rich 1 (gene QRICH1). The transcript has 10 exons. NCBI's taxonomy places the organism in Eukaryota, Metazoa, Chordata, Aves, Tinamiformes, Tinamidae. The record is from RefSeq and is a predicted model, not a curated record. Bases 125 to 2446 code for a protein of 773 amino acids.